AUGAAUUUCCAUCUUUUUACACUUGCCCUGGUGGCAUGUUACUCUUCUCAGCAUGUGGCUGCUCAUACGGUCUUCACGACGCUUUUCGUAAAUGAUGUAUCGCAGGGCGAUGGAACUUGUGUUCGCAUGCCUUCGGAUCCCAGCACAGCUACGUUUCCUAUCAACGAUCUGGCAAGUGACUCGAUGGCUUGCGGAUUUAACGGUACGAUGGGAGUCGAUCGUGUCUGUUCAGUUGACCAGUCCUCGAAAUUGAGCUUCUUGUUUCGCGAAUAUGCGGAUGGUUCAAGCGCUGGGGCUAUUGAUUCUAGUCACAAGGGUCCUUGUGCUGUUUAUAUGAAGCGCGUGGCUUCUGCUAUCAACGAUACGGCUGUGGGUCCUGAUUGGUUUAAGAUCUGGGACGAAGGCUACGACACUAACACAAAACAAUGGUGCACCGAGAAACUGAUCCAAAAUAACGGCUAUCUCUCCGUCAACAUCCCCAGCGAUCUAGCAGGCGGAUACUAUCUCGCGCGCCCCGAACUCCUCGCCCUUCACCAAGCUGACAAGACUCCUCCAAACCCUCAAUUUUACGUUGGCUGUGCACAAAUCUAUCUGGAUUCUGCCGAGACAGCUGUUCCGAAAGAUACAGUGAGUAUCCCAGGUUAUGUCAGUAUCAGCGACUCAUCUGUUCUCUACAAUAUCUGGGAUCCACCUCCUACACCCUACACAAUGGCUGGACCCGCACCCUUUCAACCAGGCAGCUCACCCACUCUCAACAUCACCGGCGCCCAAGCUGCGAAAUUCUCGGCAAAUCAAGGUCAGGGAGAGGGACUUCUUCCGCAAAACGCUAUUCUCACUAAUGCCAAUUGGUGGGCCGUCGAAGUCGCUGCUUACACGACGGAAGCUGGAUGUUGGGAUGCGAGUUCGGAUUGUUGGAACCAAACGACGGUAUGCUAUGCAAGUGCGCCGCCGACGGGCGAUGCGGGAUGUCGGGAUUGGGAGGCACAUUGUACGCAGAUUCAGGAUGCUUGUCAAGGGAGAAACUUUAAUGGGCCGCCUAAACUCGCGAAGACGACGGCGAAGAUGCAGCCGACGCCUACUAUUGCACCGGCGGCUUCGCAGACGGGAGGGGUUUAUGCGGCUGGUUCGACGGUGGUGCAGGCGGGGGAUUUGAAGGUUAGUGUGGAUGGGAGUUGUGGGGAUGAUAAUGGUCAGACUUGUAAGGGGAGUUCGUUGGGGAAUUGUUGUAGUGAGGCGGGAUAUUGUGGGAGUGGAGGGGAUUACUGUGGCACGGGAUGUCAGAGGGAUUUUGGAGUCUGUGGAUGA
Sclerotinia borealis F-4128 is the source of this 1305-nucleotide messenger RNA. The record is from the annotation of a GenBank genome assembly. NCBI's taxonomy places the organism in Eukaryota, Fungi, Ascomycota, Leotiomycetes, Helotiales, Sclerotiniaceae.